Molecule: messenger RNA, 6238 nt
Organism: Strongylocentrotus purpuratus (purple sea urchin)
Lineage: Eukaryota; Metazoa; Echinodermata; Echinoidea; Camarodonta; Strongylocentrotidae
Gene: kdm1b
Product: lysine-specific histone demethylase 1B
Exons: 17
Coding region: 147-2708 (853 amino acids)
Molecular function (GO): oxidoreductase activity; zinc ion binding; protein binding
Source: RefSeq, a predicted model, not a curated record
UGGGCAUCGAGCGCGCGCAUGAAAUCAUUUGGCGUCUGAUACUGUAGUCCGUAGCGUGACCUCUAUGAACGCGGUCGGAGCUUGUGUCAAAUGUCGAAUUGCAACCAGACCUUGAACGUUCAUAUUUAGGAUACAAUUAAUAAGCUAUGUCAACAAGAAUCAAACGGAAGCCAGCAAAAUAUGCUGAGGAGGAGGAAUCUCCAGGACCUCCUAAGAAAACUCCAAAGAAACCCCCAACAUCAUCCACACCAGUAGCUGCUGCCUCCCCCAAACUGACCACACCCAAACUGACCACACCCAAACCAACCAGCACCAAGGCCACUCCCAGUGCCCCAAGGUCUACUGCUAGACCCAGCCAGAAGAAAUCACCAGAGGGGCAGAAAGAGAGGAAAGCUGACAAGGACUCCAAGAAACCUCUUCGUAGCUGUGAGAAGAGCAGAUGCCCAGCCAAGAUCCCACAAUGCUUUGCCAAUGCUUCAGAUCGUUGUGCUGGUGCUGGUUCUACAGCUAGAUGGUAUCAUCUCUCAGCAGGAGAGCAUUACUGUAAUGAAUGCUUUGACUACUUCUACAGAAGCCAUCAUCAAGGUUAUCAGCUCGUCUCUAAUUGGAAGCGUGUUUGGGGUAGCAAUGGCAAGACUGAGCCUAGUCUCAAGUCCUACAUGUCAGAUAAAGUGCUUCCCUUCUGGCUUCAAUGCACCCAACCUGGCUGUGGCAAAUGGAGAGAAUUCCCCUCCAAGAAUAUAGUAACACUGGAGAUCAUACAGAGCUAUGUCUGCGGAUAUGAGGCAGGAGCAAAACAGGGCACACCAUCAGAUCAUUGUACCGUACUACAGGACCAUCGUGUUGAACAGACGUUUGAUCUAGAAUGGUUAUCUCUCCUCGUCAUGCCACCACUCCUUAAGACCUCUCCUGCUGCUCCGUUCCUCACAUCUUACUUCCCUGAUGGAGUGGGUCUCAGUGCAUCCUGUCCCAUAGCAUCAAGGAAAGGAGGUUCAUUGACAUCUGAAGGAGAAGAACCUUUUGCUGCAGGAGUGAGUCCAUACUUCCAGCCAUUCUACCAGCCGGAUGAACAGGGUAAAGCUCUGUGUAUCUGCCCUGAUGUGAUGGAGCAUGAGGAAGUGGAAGAGUUCCCUGAGUUUGAGAGGGAGCAACAGAUGUAUCUAGCUCUCAGGAACCUGGUCCUAGCCUUGUGGGCUCAGAGAUGUAAAGAAUUCCUGACAGCUCAUAUCUGUACACAGAGACUCGUUGUGAGAGGCUUGGUGAGGAUAAAAUGUUCUGAGAUCCUGGAACCGAUUGUAGCCUUUCUGACACGGAAAGGACUCAUCAACACAGGACUACUCAGGGACCCUCCUAAGGAGCUCCAAGUCUGUAGAGAUGUGGGGAUGGGGAAGAUCAUUGUGAUAGGAGCAGGAGUAGCAGGAUUGGCUGCAGCCCGUCACCUGACUAACAUGGGUUGUGAUGUCACAAUGCUUGAGGCUAGGGAUAGGAUUGGAGGAAGAGUUUGGGAUGAUCAAUCAUUAGGAUCAUGUGUUGGUAAAGGAGCCCAGAUUGUUAAUGGAUGUAUUAAUAAUCCUAUUGCACUCAUGUGUGAACAGGGUGGUUUCAAGCUGCGUAAGAUGCAUGAACGCUGUGACCUGCUAGGAGAGGGAGGUGUGGUGACUGACUUACAUGUAGACAAACGGGUUGAGUUUCAUUUUAAUGCGAUGCUAGAUGCCAUUGCUGAAUGGAGGAAAGACAAGUUCUCAAGCUCAGACUCACCUCUAGGCAAGAAAAUCAUGGAGAUGCAUCAGACCUUCAUGGAUGAAACCAAUCUCACAUUCUCAGCGGAGGAAGACAGACUCUUACAGUUUCACAUCAGUAAUCUAGAGUAUGCAUGUGGCAGCAAUCUAGCAAAGGUUUCUUCCCUUCAUUGGGAUCAGAACGAAGCCUUUGCUCAGUUUGCUGGUGAUCAUUGUCUCCUGAAAGAAGGCUAUCACACAGUCUUUACUGAACUAGCAAAGGGUCUGGAUGUAAGACUACAACACCAAGUUACGGCUGUCAACCAUUCAGCUGAUGACAUCACCAUUACACUCAAGGAUGGCCAGACAUUAACAGCUCAGAAGGUUCUCUUGACGAUCCCUCUAGCGUUACUCCAGUCUGAAGUGAUCAGCUUCACACCACCUCUACCUGAAGACAAACUAGAAGCAAUCAACAGUCUAGGAUCGGGGAUCAUUGAGAAGAUUGGGCUGCAGUUUCCCUCCAGAUUUUGGGAGAAGAAAGUAGAAGAGACAGACUACUUUGGUUACAUUCCAACAGACCCUGCUGACAGAGGAUUCUUCUCUAUCUUCUAUGACAUGUCCAAUGGGAAUAAAGAGAGUAAUGUGUUGAUGUCAAUCAUCAGUGGUGAUGCUGUACAGAAACUCAAGGAGAUGACGGAGAAAGAAGUGAUGGAGAAAUGCUUGUCAUGUCUCAAGAAACUCUUCCCUAAACAGACGGUUCCCAACCCAAGCAAGUACUUUGUAACCCAGUGGCACAAGGAUGAGUUUGCUGGUAUGUCAUAUAGCUUCAUAGCUUCCGGUGCUAGCGGAGAGACGUAUGAUGUCCUGGCUGAAUGCAUCGAUGAGAAGAUCUUCUUUGCAGGAGAAGCAACAAAUAGAAGUUUUCCUCAGACAGUAACAGGAGCCUACCUCAGUGGAAUCAGAGAAGCUAACAAGAUCAUUGCAUUAUGAUGAGGAUUGUAUGAACGCACCCUAAGACAUUACAGUGACAUGGGAUUGUUUUCAGUAUGCCUCUGUGGAUAUAUUCACACAUCAAAGCAUAACCAUGCUCUGAUUGUUAUAUGCUUCUGAUCUUUAACCUGAAUGGAGUUGUGUCCUAUCAUGUCAAUCGAGCUGAAACUGAAUGGAUAAGUCGUGGUGGUCUUCAAACAUCCUCAUGGAGGGCCUCACAUGUUCAUCCAAAUGAACAGGUCUCGUGUGUAUGCGUCAUCUACAUUGAUUAUGAAAUGAAGUUUUAUAGGUUGGGCAUGUUCACAUUGAAUCAUAGUAACCUUUGGACUAUUGUUUCAUAAUGCAAAUAACUUCAAUAAUAAAUCAAUGUGAUGUUAUGUGAAUACUUAUUUAUCUAUCAGUGGGACUUGGCUUCAUAUAGCUCAGGUCAGGCAACUGAAUAGUUCAAAUAUCAUCUGAAGACCAUUCUUCUUGGCCAUAUGUACUAAACAGAUAACUCACAACGAGUAUCAAACAUAUCAUCCAACAGUACUCCUACUCCACAUUGUAAACAAAAAAACAUAAUUAUUUCAUAACAUUUUGAAAAUAUUUCUAUAAAUAGACUGGAAAAAUAAGACCCAUCAGGUUCUUGGGUAAAAUUGAUUCAUUUUCACUCUCUAAAGUUUUGCAAUGCAAUCUAUUCAUCAUUGAGUUCACUGUAUAUAAAAAUACCAACAAAAAUUGAAUUUUUGCGUGACUUACAAUUAAUUAGUAUUGAUAUAACUUGUACAAAAGAAAAUGUCUAUAUAAUAUUUAAGUUUCCAACAAUCUCAAGCUUCUGUACAAAACCUUAUAAUUCAUUUAAACCGCAAACAUCAUUAUUGAAUAUUGAAUAAUAAUCUUAAAGGAGUUGAUUUUCACGUAAGAAAGGGUACCUGUGGAAGAAAGGAUUAAGAGUAUCUGAAGUCCCUUUAAAGUUGAAAGCCAAGGGAAGGUUAUAGUUUGAAAAGUAAUCAGCAUGACGAAGUAGUAUAGACAUACCGGUAAGUUGACUUUCAUGUUUAUACAAUGGCAGUGGCAGUAGUUUACCCGAAGGUUUUACACAGUGUUGUUAGUCAAGCAUUGAAACCAUUUGGCUAGUACAUCUCUUGUGUUAAUGCUGCAUGCAUCUGUGAUGAGUACACCCCACUGCACAAUAGUAUGCAAAUAUGAAAUAUGACACAUGGAAUAUUUAUAAUGUAUUAAGCAGUUACAAAUAUUACAUUGAAUGUAUUGUGGUUUCCUUUUCUGUUUGAAUGCAAUUAUUCCAGCUAUUCUCUAGUAUUCAUCCCAAUCCCAACUAUCAUUUCUAGAUUUUUAAUGUGAGUGAAAUAUUCUGCAAGUAUUCUUUUCAUUGAUAGUCUUAUUAGAUGGUUGCAGUAAUGUUAGUAUUUUCCUUCAUGGUGAUUUUUUUUGUGCUUAUUUCAGUACAGUACUUUUCAUUGACAUGGCUACAAAAAUUAGAAAACAGAGAAAACUUUUUCAUGUCACUUGCUGGAUUCCCAAUGUUAUUGUUGACUACAUGUAUUUUGCACUUUUCUCUGGUCUGUAUUUUGAUCAAUUUAAAUAAUACCAAACUUUAUAUUAUAUUCAGAAUGUAAACUAUUAUUAAACAUAGAAAUCAUUCCAAGUUGUUGUUACAAGAUUUUUUGUUGGUCAUGUUUAGAUCAGUGAUUUAAAAAGAAAAUAUUAUUAUUAAUAUAGUCUUUUUUUACUUUCAUUUCUUCAUGUCCCAACUAUUAGACAUGUAUAUCCUCCCCUGUCUACAGUCUUGUAUUCUUAAAAAGGUUUGAAUUUCACAUUUAUAACCUCACAUUAUUAAAAACUGGAUAAUAAUAAUACAUUAUAUUUAUAUAGCGCUUAUUACAAUGUUUCUAAGCGCUUUACAAAGUUGUACUUAGAUGAUAUCAAGUAAAGAGUGCCAUCAUAGUAACAUACUUUCCUAGGCUAGGAACAAGGAGGGCAGAAACAGUCUCUUACAAUUUGCAAUGUUAAUGUAAUCAUAGAUGUAAGAAAUUGAAUUAUCACCCAAGAACAAUAACUUCUCUGCAUCUUUUUGUCAAUUAUUUGAAAUGACUCUAUUUUGAUUUCAUUUGUUUUCAUUCUUACUAGAUUUUCACUUUAACUCUAGAAUCAAUGAGAAAGAAACAUACAUCCCUUGCUUCAAAAAUUUGUUUUACAAAUUAAUUCAUGUAGUCAGAAAAGUAGUCGUUAACAAGCCUUGAUUCUUUUGUAUUAUUUAUUGUCUAUAUUUGUACAGUUUAGUCUUCAAAUUUGAUGUGUAUGUGUGUAAUAUCCUAGUAAGUUCUUAUUCAAAAUGUAAUAUUUAAAACUUUGUUCUGUCUUUUCUUUUCUUUAUCCACUGUAAAUAUAAGUCAUCUGUAAAAAUAAACUUUGAACUUUGACCUAUGGUACAGAGUGAACUGGAUGAUAAAAUUAAUAUACCAAAGCUCAUUCAUGUUAGUAAUAAGAUCAGUUCUCAAUUUAAGUAAUGAGCAAUUCAGUAUUUACAUGAAUGUAUAUUGAAUCAUCCUCCUUCAGCCAUCAGGAAUGUUGUCCCUUCUCUUUGAGGUUAGAGAAACAAACUAAAUUCAGUAUUUGUUCUGCUACAGUAGGUAUUAUUUUACAGAUUAAGUCCAAAUUUUCACCCAUACGUCACAGACAUCACCACAAUUUGAAGUAUUAUGUAAUGAUUUUAUCAAGUUGGUAUCCUUACUAGAGUUUAGAUCAGAAUCAUAUCACAAAGAAAAUUACACUUGCAAUUAUGUGAUGUGGUUUUUCUGUAGAGUUUUCUUUAUUCUUGUUAAUGAUAUGCACAUGAUAGGCACAUGAUAGGCACAUGAUAGGCACAUGAUAGGCACAUGAUCACAUCCCAUGGUCUUUGACUUGCCCUUCAAUUAUUGUUCUGAUUAUUUUAUCAGCAAUUUUGACCAGUACCUUUUUGUAGGGCAAAUAUCCUAUUUACCUUGUAACAAACAUUGCAGAACGUCUUUCUUCUAAGGUAUAGCACCAAUUACUAGAACUCCAGAUCACCUUUGUAGAAACCAUACUGCAUAUGCCAGUUUUGUUGUGCAUUUUUAUCUCUAAUUUUCCUGUACAAAAAAAUUCAUUGUAAAACGAUUUUGUCGAUUUGCAUUUACUUUGCAUCGAGUCUUCUUUAUUUGAUACAUCUAACUUUUAUGCAUGCUGUGAGUGAACUGUAUGAUAUUUAUAAAUGUUUCUCCCCUGAAAUGCAGUGACUAUUCCAUCAGUCAUGUAACCUCAUUCACUUACACAAACAAUAUUUACAGUCUUGGUUCACUUGUUUUCCUGAGCGCUGAGUGAAAUAUCUUUACCAUGUAUUUUUCUACAGAGGAAAACUUUUUUUUUUCUUUCAGGUUCCUAGACGAUGCAAUGAGAGAUACCAUACAUAUAUUUGCUUUUAGUGUAAGAGAAAGGGUCAAACUUGAAACUGUAAUGUAAAUAUGUUAAUAUGUAGAAAUAAAACAAGAGUCAGAGAAAAUAGAAUACUA